AUGUCGGACCUCAGUGAUUACCAAAAUCUAAGGCGGAACCACCCAGGGUGGUGUACUAUCGAAUCUGAACCGGCGAUAUUCAAUCAAAUACUGCGCGAUGCCGGUGUUACAAACACCCGUGUUAUUGAACUCUACUCGCUCGAUGAGAGUAUUCUGGAUGAGCCUGAGUACGCGCUUCUUCCUGUUUCCAAUUUUCCCGGGGCUUAUAUCGAUCUAGCCCAAUAA
Orbilia oligospora ATCC 24927 is the source of this 225-nucleotide messenger RNA. RefSeq lists its product as uncharacterized. The transcript is spliced from 2 exons. Lineage: Eukaryota; Fungi; Ascomycota; Orbiliomycetes; Orbiliales; Orbiliaceae. The record is from RefSeq and is a predicted model, not a curated record. Gene Ontology annotation, molecular function: cysteine-type deubiquitinase activity. The coding region runs from base 1 to 225 and encodes 74 amino acids. Gene Ontology annotation, biological process: ubiquitin-dependent protein catabolic process.